UCUGGUGGUGCAGUCUCUCUCUCUCUCUCGCGUGCGGGAAAAGAGGCGAGGCGAGGCGAGGCGGCGCGGCGGAGACGACGACGACGACGGCGACGUUGUCGCCUCGCCGCUCUGCUCCCCCUGCCAGCCCACGUGCCGCGGAAGGGCUAAGCUCCAAGUGUUGAGGGUUCUUGCACUGGGAGGGAGAGAUGAGUGGCCCAAUGCAACGCUCAUCACAGCCACAAUUUAUCACUAGUGUCGAGCGGAACAAUCAAUCAAAUGGACCUGGCACUCCUCUUAUUGACAGCAUAGAUGUUGAUCAGAUUGUUAUUCCAGAGAAAAAUAGUUGGAAGAACCUAUUCUCAUACAUAGGGCCUGGAUUUCUUGUCUCUAUUGCGUAUAUUGAUCCUGGCAAUUUUGAGACAGACCUACAGGCUGGAGCACAGUACAAAUAUGAGCUUCUUUGGAUCAUACUUAUUGCAUCCUGUGCUGCUCUUAUAAUUCAAUCACUUGCAGCUAGGCUAGGAGUCGUAACUGGGAAGCACCUGGCCGAGCAUUGCAGAGCUGAAUAUCCAAAGGCCACAAAUUUCAUCCUAUGGAUUCUUGCAGAACUGGCUGUAGUUGCAUGUGACAUUCCUGAAGUAAUUGGAACUGCUUUUGCUUUGAACAUGCUUUUUAAAAUCCCUGUAUGGUGUGGUGUUCUGAUAACUGGACUCAGCACUCUGAUGCUCCUUUUCCUACAACAGUAUGGGGUCCGUAAACUGGAAUUUCUGAUUGCUUUUCUGGUGUCACUAAUAGCAACUUGUUUCUUAGUUGAGCUUGGGUAUUCUAAACCAAAUUCUUCAGAAGUUGUGAGGGGCCUCUUUGUUCCGGAACUUAAAGGGAAUGGAGCCACUGGCCUUGCAAUCUCAUUACUUGGUGCUAUGGUGAUGCCGCAUAACCUUUUUCUCCACUCAGCAUUGGUACUAUCAAGAAAAGUGCCACGGUCAGUUCAUGGGAUCAAAGAGGCAUGUAGAUUCUAUAUGAUUGAAAGUGCAUUUGCCCUCACGAUAGCGUUUCUCAUUAACAUAUCUAUCAUAUCUGUUAGUGGUGCUGUCUGCGGAUCAGAUAAUUUGAACCCUGAAGACCAGAUGAAUUGCAGUGAUCUUGAUCUUAACAAAGCUUCGUUUUUGUUAAAGAAUGUUCUCGGAAACUGGAGCUCAAAGUUAUUUGCAGUAGCCUUGUUGGCAUCUGGCCAGAGUUCUACAAUUACAGGAACUUAUGCGGGACAAUAUGUCAUGCAGGGGUUUCUAGAUCUUCGAAUGACACCCUGGCUACGGAACCUUCUAACUAGGUCCUUGGCAAUUCUGCCAAGUCUGAUUGUUUCGAUAAUUGGAGGUUCCUCUGCAGCUGGAAAGUUGAUUAUCAUUGCAUCGAUGAUACUGUCAUUUGAGCUUCCUUUUGCUCUAGUUCCACUCCUGAAAUUCACCAGUAGCAGGACAAAGAUGGGGCAACACACGAACUCAAAAUUUAUUUCUGUGAUAACAUGGGGGAUUGGCUCGUUUAUUGUUGUCAUCAACACCUACUUCCUGAUAACAAGCUUUGUCAAGCUGCUUCUCCACAGUGGGCUAUCGACCGUCUCCCAAGUAUUCUCCGGAAUAUUUGGUUUUCUGGGGAUGCUCAUAUACAUGGCUGCAAUUCUUUACCUUGUUUUCCGGAAGAACAAGACGGCUACCCUGCCAUUGCUGGAGAGUGAUUCGACGGUCCGCAUCACAGGCUGCGACACGAGCGCUGAAGGAGAAGGUUCUCUGGGCCAUCUGCCCCGGGAGGAUAUCUCCAGCAUGCAGCUUCCUCAGCAGCGAACUGCUUCUGAUCUAGAUUAGAAAGAUGAAAUUCGACACACUCAGUCACUCACCAAAGAAAGUAUACCACUGAUGAUAACCAUAUGCAAUCAGUAACUAGCUUCCCCAAGAGUUAGCCAGUUGGUCACUCAGGUAUUCACCUAUAUCAUCCUAGUGAAUACUGAUUCUAUAAUCUAUAUAUAGUGACAAUAAUUUUGUCAGGAUCUCUAUAAUCUAUAUAUUGUGACAAUAAUUUUGUCAGAAUCUCUGGUACUGGUGAUUGUACACAAGCGGGUUGGGAUAGCUAGCUAACUGUGGACCUGUGACAUGACAACAAAGCUAAAGUUGCAUACAAAAUGCUAGACUCAAAUGCUUCUUACAUAUAAUCGUGUGUAGAACAGAUGUGCUCAUGUAAUCAUGUGCACAGUGAACAUGCUGAUUUUUCGGGAAUGGCAACAGUGCACUAGCUAGCUCAUGUCAUUGGUAUCAACAAAAUACACAUCUUUUGGACUCCCGA
Oryza brachyantha (malo sina) is the source of this 2316-nucleotide messenger RNA. RefSeq names its product metal transporter Nramp3. Bases 189 to 1841 code for a protein of 550 amino acids. NCBI's taxonomy places the organism in Eukaryota, Viridiplantae, Streptophyta, Magnoliopsida, Poales, Poaceae. Gene Ontology annotation, molecular function: manganese ion transmembrane transporter activity; cadmium ion transmembrane transporter activity. The record is from RefSeq and is a predicted model, not a curated record. Gene Ontology annotation, cellular component: membrane. Gene Ontology annotation, biological process: metal ion transport. The transcript has 14 exons.